This is a messenger RNA of Aphanomyces invadans, 808 nucleotides long. RefSeq lists its product as hypothetical. The record is from RefSeq and is a predicted model, not a curated record. Bases 8 to 667 code for a protein of 219 amino acids. The transcript has a single exon. Lineage: Eukaryota; Oomycota; Saprolegniomycetes; Saprolegniales; Verrucalvaceae.
UUUUGCCAUGGCAUUCGACAACUCGCCCGCGACGACGUUGUGCUUCUUCAACGGAUGCUACAACCCCGUUUUGGGCGACGACUGGCGCUGCAACUUUCACCGAGCCCGCUCGCGCUGCCGCGUCGAUGGAUGCAGCAGCCAAGUGUACGCCCGCCGGCUGUGUGUAAAGCACGGUGGAAAGAAACAAUGCCAGGUUGACGGCUGCCACCGCAAUGUUCGCCUUGGCACGCUCUGCACGCGUCACGCAGGGCCGAUUAUCAAGAAGAAGUGUAUCGAGCCUGGGUGUGUCAACUUGGCCCACAACGUGAACAAGUGCGUGCGCCACGGUGGCGGAAGGAAGUGCAAGUUUGGAGAAUGCUUGACCCAUGCCCGCAGCGGCGGCUACUGCUGCCGACACACACGAGUUGUGAAGGAACUUCGAGUUGCAGCAGCGGCUUCGUCGUGUGCGAUCUCUGAGGACGACGACGACAAGUCCGUCGUAUCCGAUGCGAUCAAGGGCGUCACCGACAUCGACCCGAUGAAGUGGACGCAUUCUGCCGAGCCCGACAUGGCUGAUUUGUGGAGGAGCGUCGAUUGGAGCGACGCAAUGGACGAGAUCUUGAUGCAAUCCAUGGGGGCAUGGACGUCGUUGGUGGCUGGAGGAGUCAUCACAGACGACUGGUGCUGAUGGACGUAGGGCAGGACGUAUGUCCAGUUAACUUAACUUGCUUGGGAGUCAACCUGAUCGAGUUUAUCGGACUACGAAGAGCGGUGAAGUGUGUUUGUUCCAGCUUCACAUUUAUGCUGACCCAACCCCUCGCCGCGAGAC